CAGAUUCUGCUCCACCAUCUUAAAAGAGAACCAAAGCUUUAUUACAUUGAAAGGCAGAGGAAAAGGCCAAAAAGAAAACAAAAGGGCCGCUUUCUUCUAUUUGUUGAUAUAUGCUCUCCAUCAGACAAACUUUUGAUGCGCUCCCUCCGUCAAAUUCAAGUUUUUUAUGUCGAUUUCCACUCACGAGUGAUCAAAUCUCUUUGUUGCAAAUCUUCAACUUCUCCAAAUUUGUGUUUUUUUUGGUCCGCUUGAAGAGCUUUGCAUAUGUUUCCUGCGCCAAAGUUCCUCUUUUUAUGCUUGAUUUCCGUUCAGGAUGCUACUUGUUGAAUUCAAUUGAUCGGCCAUCUCUCGCUGAGCUCCAUGAGAUGAAGCAUUAGCCUUCUAAUCCCUGUGUUGCUUACAACUCAGAUUUUGAUGCUCUGGUUCUGAACGUUUCUUUUGAAUCCCUUCAACCAUAGGAAUGAAGGAGCAGUUGGUUCUGAUUCACUUCGGCAUGGAAUGAAAGCCCUGCAAGGGUAUGAUGGAUGAUGGAGAAGAAGUAAACUAUUCAAGAUGCCAUCUUUUAACAAAUCCAGACAUACCAAACAGUGGGAACAUCAAUGAGCUUUUGAGAACUAUAUACCAGGACAUGUACACUCACACCCACAUGCUUGCCGCCACUGAAGGAGAUCAAGGAGAAGGAAAGGAGCUGAAGAAGCCAGUCAGGAAGUCACUGAGGAACAAAGAGGCUGUUCGGAAAUAUCGAGCGAAGAAAAAGGCGCAUGCAGCUUACUUAGAGGAAGAAGUGAAGAAGCUGCGUUUUAUAAACCAGCAGCUCCUGAGGAGAUUGCAGGGACAAGCUGCACUUGAGAAUGAGAUCUCAAGACUGAAGAGCCUUUUGGGAGAUGUCCAUGCUAAGAUUGACAUUGAGCUUGGUGUCUAGUGUUUGCGUUUUUCAGAAUGCAUGAGGUUCUAUUUAUUCGAAAAAUUCAAGUUUUUCAACUAUCAUACUUAUUUGAUUGUGAUUUUUGUUAACUUAUUGCUGUAAUAUAUCUGUCAGUGAGCAUGAAAUUUAUAGCAUUAGGUAUAUAGAAAGGUGAUCAGAUCUAGAGGACUGCUGGGAAGCAACCAUCUUUGUGUAUGUGUAUGUGUAUGUCUUCUGAGCGAAGAAUUAUUACUUGUCUAGCCCAAAUGUAU
Messenger RNA from Phalaenopsis equestris, 1176 nucleotides. RefSeq names its product basic leucine zipper 23-like. NCBI's taxonomy places the organism in Eukaryota, Viridiplantae, Streptophyta, Magnoliopsida, Asparagales, Orchidaceae. The transcript is spliced from 2 exons. Gene Ontology annotation, molecular function: RNA polymerase II cis-regulatory region sequence-specific DNA binding; DNA-binding transcription factor activity, RNA polymerase II-specific. Bases 518 to 922 code for a protein of 134 amino acids. Gene Ontology annotation, biological process: DNA-templated transcription; regulation of transcription by RNA polymerase II. The record is from RefSeq and is a predicted model, not a curated record.